AACGAGAGGAGGAAAUCUGAAGGAAAGGAUUCAACUGAACACUUCUUACCUUAUCCUUAAUUCACCCGCAGAGCACGAUGGCUGAAGCAGACAUUGCACUUAUUGGUUUGGCUGUUAUGGGUCAGAACCUCAUCAUGAACAUGAACGACCAUGGCUUUGUGGUCUGCGCCUACAACCGAACUGUGUCCAAGGUCCACGACUUCCUGCAGAACGAGGCUAAGGGCUCCAAAGUGAUCGGAGCGGAGUCCCUGGAGGACAUGGUGUCCAAGCUGAAGAAGCCCAGGAGGAUCAUCCUGCUGGUCAAGGCUGGACAGGCUGUGGAUGAUUUCAUUGAUAAACUGGUUCCCCUUCUUGAAGCUGGGGAUAUCAUCAUCGAUGGUGGCAACUCUGAGUAUAGAGACACAACGCGGCGGUGUAAGAGUCUGAAAGAGAAAGGCUUGCUGUUUGUUGGGAGCGGAGUGAGCGGUGGCGAGGAGGGCGCACGUUAUGGACCAUCACUCAUGCCGGGAGGACAUAAAGACGCCUGGCCACACAUAAAAGACAUUUUCCAAAGCAUCGCUGCUAAAGUCGGAACAGGAGAGCCGUGUUGUGACUGGGUUGGAGAUGAAGGCGCAGGCCACUUUGUGAAAAUGGUCCACAACGGCAUCGAGUAUGGAGACAUGCAGCUGAUCUGCGAGGCCUACCACCUAAUGAAGGACGUUUUAGGGAUGGACCAUGACGAGAUGGCACAGGCUUUUGAUAGCUGGAACAAGACAGAACUGGACUCCUUCCUGAUUGAGAUUACAGCCAACAUCCUUAAGUACCGGGACGCUGAUGGUCAGCAUCUGCUGCCCAAAAUUCGGGACAGCGCUGGACAAAAAGGCACAGGGAAGUGGACGGCUAUUUCAGCACUGGAGUACGGCACACCUGUCACCUUGAUCGGGGAGGCUGUCUUUGCCAGGUGCCUGUCGUCUCUGAAGGAUGAGCGGGUGCAGGCCAGCCGCAGCCUCUCGGGCCCGCAGGGGGUCAAAUUCAGCGGCAACAAGGAUGCGUUCCUGGAGGACAUCAGAAAGGCCCUUUAUGCCUCCAAGAUCAUCUCGUACGCGCAGGGCUUCAUGCUGCUGCAGCAAGCAGCCAAAGAGUUCGGCUGGUCACUCAACUACGGUGCGAUCGCCCUGAUGUGGAGAGGAGGCUGCAUCAUCCGAAGCGUUUUCUUGGGUAAAAUCAAAGAAGCGUUCGACAGAGACUCAGACCUGCAGAACUUGUUGCUGGACAGUUUCUUCAGUAAAGCUGUGCAAGACUGUCAGGAGUCGUGGCGCAGAACGGUUGGCGUUGGAGUCCAGCAUGGCAUCCCGAUGCCCUGCUUCACCACAGCCCUGUCCUUCUACGACGGUUACCGACACGAGAUGCUGCCCGCCAACCUGCUGCAGGCUCAAAGGGAUUAUUUCGGAGCCCACACAUACGAGCUGCUAUCAAAGCCCGGUCAGUACAUCCACACUAACUGGACCGGCCACGGUGGAAACGUCUCCUCGUCUUCCUACAACGCUUAAUGAGCAUUCUCUCAUCGUUCUGUAAAAUACACAGAUUAGUAGGAUGUUAACUGCAGCAGGACACGUUUCAAAUCCCACCACCACCUGCUCCAUUAACUUGUCUCAGAGAUUAUAGUUUUAUUUAUAAAGAAACUGUACAAACCCUCCUCGUCUUUUGUGACGUAGCAA
This is a messenger RNA of Nematolebias whitei (Rio pearlfish), 1697 nucleotides long. It is a transcript of the gene pgd, whose product is annotated as phosphogluconate dehydrogenase. Lineage: Eukaryota; Metazoa; Chordata; Actinopteri; Cyprinodontiformes; Rivulidae. The coding region runs from base 78 to 1529 and encodes 483 amino acids. The record is from RefSeq and is a predicted model, not a curated record. Gene Ontology annotation, cellular component: cytosol. Gene Ontology annotation, molecular function: phosphogluconate dehydrogenase (decarboxylating) activity; NADP binding. The transcript has 13 exons. Gene Ontology annotation, biological process: pentose-phosphate shunt; pentose-phosphate shunt, oxidative branch.